Messenger RNA from Adineta ricciae, 1260 nucleotides. NCBI's taxonomy places the organism in Eukaryota, Metazoa, Rotifera, Eurotatoria, Adinetida, Adinetidae. The record is from the annotation of a GenBank genome assembly.
AUGAACACCCUUGGAAAUCUUGAUUUUUUUGAAAAUGCAACAUUUUAUCCAUUAAUGACGCCAAGAGAUGAUAAUAAUCCGUUCAUUAUUAUCUUAUCCAUUCUUUUAUUCAUUGUUCUGUUAAUUGGUUUAGUUGGAAAUGUUCUCGUUAUCUAUGUUGUCUUGAAUUAUGGACGAUUAAAAACAGUGACCAAUACGUAUUUACUACACCUUGCACUAUCAGAUCUGAUCUUUUUGAGUGGUGCACCAUUUUUCGUCUCUUCGAUUAUCACACGUUCGUGGAUAUUUGGUCGUCUAGCGUGUAAAAUCUUCUUUUUAACUCAAGGUGUUAAUCAAUACACAUCAAUUAUCAUCUUAGCACUCUUAUCCUUCGAUCGAUUUCUUGCUGUUUGUUAUUCAGCUAAAUCAAUCGUAUGGCGUUCGCGUGUCAAUCCGAAUGUACUUCUAAUCUUUGUAUGGAUCUUGUCUUUUCUCUUAAUGUUACCAAUUAUUAUCUUCACAUCAUUACAACGUGAAACCAGUUCAUCAUCAUCGACUUCUUCAUCUGAUGUUCAAUGUACAAUCAUUUUACCGUUCUCUCAUUCACGCGUUCUCUAUGUUAUUUUCGUUGCUCAUACAGCAACUAUAGCAUAUUUCAUUCCAUUACUAUUAAUGAUUUACUUUCAUAUACGAAUUGUUCAUCGUUUGCAAUAUCGCAUUCCUAAACAACAUCGCCGCUCGCGAACAUCGAUGCGUACGCGACGUCGAGUAACGAUCUUAGUUCUAAGCGUCAUAACUGUACAUUUACUUUGCUGUUCACCGUACUGGGCAUUUCAAAUGUUUAUGACCAUCGAAUUGUUGCCGCAAAAUAGUUCAUACCUUUUUCCAGCAUCGAGUAUAGGACAAUUUUUAUUAUUUGUGAAUUCAUCAACAAAUCCAAUCUUAUACGCGUUUAUUAGCGAAAUCUUUCGUACAAGUUUCCAACGAGUUUUUUCGUGUUUAUCCGCAGAUCAAAGACAAUUGAUGCAAGACAAAACGAUGAUGCAUCAGAGUAUGAUUGGUGCGGCAGAUCGAAUCAAUUAUCUUCAAUCGCGAACGAAAACAACUACAAGAAUUUUGAUUAACGAUCAAAUUCAAAGCCAUCAAAUCGAUUAUCAACGUCUAUCAAUUUCAAACAAACCGUCGGUCAACAAUUUAAUCACGAGAGAAAUUCGACUUUCUUCUCUAGCACCGACAGCAUCGAUUUUCGUCUCAGAGACAUCUGUCGUUUCAGACGUUUAA